This is a messenger RNA of Chanos chanos (milkfish), 1169 nucleotides long. RefSeq names its product UDP-Gal:betaGlcNAc beta 1,4- galactosyltransferase, polypeptide 5 (gene b4galt5). The transcript has 10 exons. NCBI's taxonomy places the organism in Eukaryota, Metazoa, Chordata, Actinopteri, Gonorynchiformes, Chanidae. Gene Ontology annotation, cellular component: Golgi apparatus. The coding region runs from base 1 to 1143 and encodes 380 amino acids. Gene Ontology annotation, molecular function: UDP-galactose:glucosylceramide beta-1,4-galactosyltransferase activity. Gene Ontology annotation, biological process: glycoprotein biosynthetic process; carbohydrate metabolic process. The record is from RefSeq and is a predicted model, not a curated record.
AUGCCGACACAUAUGAGAUUUCGGAGAAGGUCAUUCCUCGGGCUGUUAUUCCUUUUCUCACUGUCUACCUCUGCAUUGUACUUCAUCUAUUCGGCUCCUGGCAUAGUGAAUGAGUACCUGUUCAUGGUCCAGGCACGGGGGAUCCAGAUCCGGGAGAACGUGAGGAACAUUGGGGUGCAGGUCAUAGAGCAGGUGGUGCGAGGUGGGUAUAGUAUUAGUAUCACAGAUUAUCCAUAUGUUAAUGUGAGUGACACUGAAGUUCAGCCCACUCCAUUUCUCCCAGAGGACUUUACAUACCUCCCCUCUCAAGAAUGCCCGGAAAAACUGCCCUCAAUGAAGGGUCGGUUGGAGGUUAAUAUGAGUGAGAUUGCUUUGGAGGAGGUGGAGAGGUGGUUGCUGAAAGCAGAUCCUACACUGGGCCCUGGGGGCCUGUGGAAACCACAUGACUGUAUCCCUCGCUGGAAGGUGGCCAUUCUUGUCCCUUUCCGGAAUCGCCACGAGCAUCUACCAAUCCUCUUCAGGCAUCUCAUCCCGGCACUCCAGAGGCAACGGCUACAGUUCGCCUUCUACGUUAUCGAGCAGGCGGGAAAUGAGCCUUUUAACCGCGCCAUGCUCUUUAACGUGGGGUUCAAAGAGGCAAUGAAGGACUUAGAUUGGGACUGCGUUGUCUUCCACGAUGUCGAUCACAUCCUCGAAAACGAUCGCAACUACUAUGGCUGUGGGGCGAUGCCAAGACACUUUGCCGUCAAGCUGAACAAAUAUUCCUACAUGCUCCCGUACCAAGAGUUCUUUGGUGGUGUAAGUGGCCUCACUGUGGAGCAGUUCAAGAGGAUAAACGGUUUUCCCAAUGCAUUCUGGGGCUGGGGAGGAGAAGACGACGAUCUGUGGUACAGGGUACAAAAUGCUGGCUACACAGUAAGUCGCCCCCCCGGAGACGUCGGGCGCUACAUGUCUAUCCCUCAUCACCAUAGAGGGGAGGCUCAGUUCCUCGGAAGGUACACGUUACUACGGCGAUCCAAGGAGAGGCAGUAUUUGGAUGGGCUGAAUAACCUGCACUAUAGCCCCCUAGUGUCUCGGGAGACUCUUUACACCAACGUGUCUGUCACUCUAACGCGAGAACUGGCCCCUGUACCAGACUACUGAAGCUGUCUGGACACCCUGCACCCAGA